AUGCCUCCCUUCCCAGGCCGAACGAUCAUGUUCGGUCCCUUCAAUGUCACAUCCCAAGUCUUCCACACAACACCCCAUUCCUUCGCGCUCGUAAACCUCAAACCGCUCCUACCGGGCCACAUACUCGUCUCACCGCUCCGCGUAAAAGCCCGCCUCAGCGACUUGACCCAAGACGAAAUCGCCGACCUCUUCCUCACCGUGACGAGGAUUCAGAAAACGCUCGAGAGAGUCUACAAAGCGGACGCGUUCAACGUCGCGGUGCAGGAUGGUGAGGCGGCGGGUCAGACGGUUCCGCAUGUGCAUUGCCAUGUGAUUCCGAGGACGAAGGGGGAUCCUGGGGGAGGGGAUAAGGUGCAUGAGUGGUUGGAGGGGGAGGAGGGGGAUGUUGGGAGGCAUCAGAGGGAGUGGCCGAGGGAUGAGGAUAGGAAACCCAGGGGGAAGGAGGAGAUGGAGAGGGAGGCGAGGUGGUUGAGGGAGGAGUUGGAGAAGGAUCGUGAGGGUGCGAAUUUGUGA
Molecule: messenger RNA, 513 nt
Organism: Zasmidium cellare ATCC 36951
Lineage: Eukaryota; Fungi; Ascomycota; Dothideomycetes; Mycosphaerellales; Mycosphaerellaceae
Exons: 2
Coding region: 1-513 (170 amino acids)
Molecular function (GO): catalytic activity
Source: RefSeq, a predicted model, not a curated record